GGAUGAUAACAAUGUAUUUUGAUAACUGACUGCUGUGUUAUUGUGUGGGGGAAGGGAAUUAAAAUAUUUCUCAUACAAAUGCAUUGAUAAUACUAUGAUAGGUUGUUGCGGUGAUAAAUAGAUACACUUCUGUGUUAAUUAUGGAUUAUGGAUUAUUUGUGCUUGAGAAAAAGGAGCCUAUUAUAAAAACUGAUUCCACUAGCCAGAAUAUAUCUGUUGUACAGUGAUUUGUAGGCAGUGCACAAUUAUAUCGCACUUAUGAUCAAUGAAAAUUCGGAUUAACAAGAAAAACAAGCAUAAGAUUAUAACUGAUACCGCUAGCCUCAAUAAAUCUGUGACACCAGUUGGUUCCCAUCUGUAUUCAAAAGACAAUUUGCAAAUGAGGAUUGCAUAAAUAGUGAAACAUAUAGGUAACAUUUAUGUAAAGCUAAUGUAUCAAGUGGUUAAGUCCAUCUUGGGCAAAUAACAUUGUGUUCAUAAAUGUCACAAGCAAGGAAACUGAAAUGAAAUUUGUGAUUGAUUUAUUAAAAGGAAAUUAACUGGAUUAUUAAAGUUUAACCACUGGCCAUAACAUGUUGACUCGGGAAGAAGUAAUUUUCGAACCUCCCCCGGUAAAAUUCUCGGUGAGUUUCGCGAAAAAUGGCGUAAAACUGAAUAACACUCAUGCAGCCAUGAAUAAUAAGAAUAUUAUUAAUUUCAACAACAACAACAACGUCACCAAAGUGAACGAGAUAGAAAUAGCAAAUGCAGCAAAAUAUGGAGGCGCCUGUGUUACAUAUGUGUGUUCCAAAGUGACGUUAUACUACAACAGUCGGAUAGAGCUGAAAUGGCGUCGCGCGCUACACCAUUGCGGGACAUGCGACUAUGGUGUAGGGAAAGGGGAGACAACUCCCUGCGGUGCAAUACAUUAUGGCAUGUGCCUGCCCAUAGUGGACAGGUUCUCUUUGCCGCAGAAAUCUUCUCGGAGAAAUCAGCAAAUGGCUGUCUGGCCAAGUGCGCUCACAUCAACAUUGCCCGGGUCUGGGGUAAAACACGGACCGCUGCAUUCUAGUCACGUGAAUUCUUCCAGCGAUCAGUCCAAGUCACAACAAUCUAGUCAGCCUCAGUCCGUGAAAUCCAGUCAGACAGUUUCCAAUGGCUCAUCUGCGAAACCAGACAAGGUGGAUUCUUCUUCUACCAUCCUCAAAGAUGUCACAACCUUUGACCGCGACCCUGAAAAGGAGAACACAAACAUUUCAAACAUUCAAAUCAACCAAUCAAAUCAAAACAUUGACACUUUAGCUACCUCCAAUAAAGAGAGUGCAAGAGUGAAAAAGAAAGACAACUCUAGGCCUUAUAGCAGAAACACUGUGAUACAGAAUGCAAACAUACCAAAGUUUUUUUUUCCAAUGGGUCGCCCAGCUGAAAAAGAUAGUUCCGACGAAGUUUUGUUGCGGGUUUCUCAGGAAUUCUCGAAAGUGGAAGAUGGGAAAAUCUACAGGAAUCAAAUGGGAACCAUUGCAAAGACCUGUGGACUGCCCCUCUACUGGAAGUGCCCUCUGUUCAUGUCCUGCGGGGGCAGCAAGCAGGGAUACAUCACCUACAGCAUGUUCUCUACCAUGUGGAAAAGGAUCAGCCAGUCUUGCCACGAUGCGGCCUCCCAGUUUGUGACACUUGUUGCCAAGCCGGGGACCAACUAUAUGGAGGAAGAAGACCUGGUUCCUCUCAUACAGGACGUGGUGGACACACAUCCUGGACUCACAUUUCUAUUAGACGCCCCAGAAUUCCACUCCAGAUAUGUGAACACAGUCAUAGCACGGAUGCUGUACUGCAUAAACAGAACAUGGACGGGUAGAAUUACAAUACAAGAACUUCGAAAAUCCAAUUUUCUUCGAGUGUUGCAAGUGCUGGAGGAAGAAGACGACAUUAAUCAAAUCAACGACUUCUUCUCCUACGAACAUUUCUAUGUGAUUUACUGCAAGUUCUGGGAGCUGGACAAGGACCAUGAUCUCUUCAUCGACAAGUCGGACCUUGCCAGGCAUAAUGAGCAUGCGAUAUCAACCCGGAUGCUGGACAGGAUCUUUUCUGGGGCAGUAACGCGGGGCAACACAUUUAAGGACGGCAAGAUGAGCUACCCGGAGUUUGUCUGGUUUCUGCUCUCGGAGGAGGACAAAAAACACCCUACCAGUAUCGAGUAUUGGUUUCGAUGCAUGGACCUGGACGGGGAUGGUCAGAUCUCCAUGUAUGAGAUGGAGUGGUUCUAUGAGGAACAGAUGCAGAAGAUGGAAGCUCUCGGCAUAGAACGGCUGCCGUUCGAGGACUGUCUCUGUCAGAUGCUGGACCUCGUACAACCGGAGGAAAAUUACGCCAUCAGCCUGCGCGACCUGAAGCGCUGCAAGUUGACCAACAUUUUCUUCGACACGUUCAUGAACCUCGACAAGUUCCUUGAGAACGAGCAAAGAGACCCUUUCGCCAACAUGAGGGACCUUAACAGUGAUGUCCCUGAGCCUACUGACUGGGAAAAGUACGCGGCCGAGGAAUAUGAGAUCCUUGUUGCAGAAGAAGGGCUUAAUGAGCAGGAGGAAAUUCGUGAUUAUUGGGAUACAUGACAUUAUGAGGAUGACUUUGAACCUGAAGAUGAGGACCUUCGUCUGGAUAUGGGGGUCGGUGAACCGCGACCCUCUGACCCCGUCAACAGACGCUGACCUCUGACACUGUGAAUUGUUAGCGCCAUGGAAACUUCAACUUUAUGUUGACCCGUGUUAACUGACACUGGCCGGAUGUCAUGGAUACCCCAAUCUCGUGGCCCCAGGGAUGCUAACCAUAUUGGGAACAUCAGUCUUGUAUUCCAUGUCAAGCGAUGCUAAUGUUAUGGAAACCGCAAUUUUGGGACACCUAUCAGCUGACCAUGAAAAUGGGGUCUGCACGCCCUCAUCCUUGUAGAGUGUGUGGCGGACUCUGAUGUCAUUUGAAUCUCAGAUUUCAAGCAUUUUUGGCCAUGUUUUGUCUUGGUUAGAGAAAGAACAUGUUCUCUUAAGUAAAGAUAAUGAUCAUGUAAAUCAACAAGUGCCUUUCUUUAUGCCUUUUUUUGCUGCCCCAAAAUUUUUGAGGGGAGCAUAUAGUCGCCGCUUCGUCUGUCCGUGUGUGUGUCCGUCCAUCCAUGCACAAUUUUUGUCCGGGCAAUUUCUCAGCAAUUAAUGACCGGAAUUCAAUUAAUCUUUAUGGGAAGCUUCACUACCAAGAGGAGAUGUGCAUAUUAUCAAGGGGUUCUGGUCGGAUGAUUUUUCACAUACUUAUGGCCCUUUGAAAUUUUCCAUUGUACAUAUAGUGCAAUUCUUGUCCGAGCUAUUUCUCAGCAACUUACUACAGGAAAUCAAUGAAAUUUUAUGGGAAGCUUCACUACCAAGAGGAGAUGUGCAUUUUAUCAGCCAGUUAUGGUCGGAUGAUUUUUCACAGAGUUAUGGCCCUUUGAAAUUUUCUAUAAACUGUACAUUUAGUGCAAUUCUUGUCCGGGCUAUUUCUCCCCAACUACCUACUGGAAUUCAAUGAAGCUUUAUGGGAAGCUUAACUACCUCGAGGAGAUGCGCAUGUUAUUUGUGGGUUCUGGUUAGAUGAUUUAUUUAGAGAGUUAUGGCCCUUUGAAAUUUUUAAGUUGCUAAACCAUCCAUCGUAUUAUUUUGUCCAAAGUUAUGCCCCUCAAGAUGUUUCCUGUUAUCUGAAUAUAUAGUGCAAUAUUGUGACAAAAAACCCUUUGGGGAGCAUCACCCGUCUCCGACGGUUUCUUGUCAUAUGCAGUUACCACUGAUUGAUUAAAGGUCACCUGCCAUUUUUAAAUUGUACUUGAGUAUCGAUUGGUUGUAAAUGAAACAUUAUUGUCAAGAAAAAUUGGGGGGGAAAUUGAUGUCAGAUCUAAAUAAUCUAAAUAGGUCUAUUGAAAUGGAUCACUUGCUACAAAAUGUUUAAUUUGUUAAAGAUGUUAUACUGGGAAAAAACACAUUUUCUCUUCAUCAACUUAUUUUCUCAAUUGACUGUUGUCUUCCUUUUUAUAAAAUGAAUUUUUGUGUAUGUGUUUUUUAAUUGUUAGAAGUUGUAAGGAUUUUGAAUGAUAACUUUGCUUAUUGAAGUUUUCAGGCUCUUAAAAAUAAUUGUGUUGUUUUUUUAGCUAGUGUGUUGUUAAGUGUGUUGUUAAUAUGUAUAAUGUGUGUAGCUCAGAAUUUCUGAUGGUAUGAAUGCGAUCAUGGGACAGUUUCUGUACAUAAAACAUCACCUUUUUAAUUUAUUUUGUAAAUAGUUCAAGACACAACUGUGAUUUUUAAUAAGUUUCGUCUGAUGUUCUGAUGUUGUACAGUGAAAUAACACGCAAGAUAAAUUGUUAAAAAAAAAGAACCUAUGUUUUCAUCUGUCAAAUAACAGUUUAUUUCCCCAUUUUGAAAAAAACAAACAUUCUGGUUCAUUGUUAACAUAUUCACCCAUGAUGAAUUACAUUGUAGAAACAAUUGCAAUUUAAAUUCAAGUUCAAAUUUUGAUUAAUUAUGGUCUUGUAUAACCUUAAACAAUAAUUUGUAUUAUUUCAACAUGUUUGCUCAAAAUGGUCUUGACAGACUACAUAAUUAUUGAGAAACAGGAUCCAUAUUCUAAAAAAUCUAUGGCCAUCUUUCACUUACCGUACUUGACAAUUUAUUAUGUGCAACCAUGUGGAAAAUGAGUCCAAAUAAUUGACCAGUCGCCAAAUACGCGAUCACUUCGCCCACUAAGUUGUGUUUUCAUAAAAGGCUUAUUCCAUUACUUUGACAGUCUUUGUUUGUCCGACCAUGUGGCCGCAAUAAACGAAAUCUGAUUGAUUAUUACCUGAGUUUGAUUGACAGCUGGCGAGUGGUCAAUUGCUUGUGUUUACUGCACUUUAUUUGAUAUUAUAUGAUGUGUGCAUUACAAAAACAAAAUUUAUAAACACUUUAAAUUAUUUUGCAAAUUUAGAGUCACGAUUUAAGAAGUCAUAUUCAUGAAGUAAAAUGGGUGGAUUUACAUUACUCCUGUCAUCAACCAAUUCAACAUACAUAUUGUAGAAAAUAACUUAUUCAUUUGUAACUUACUCAUCGUGUCAUUAACUGAGUUAUGUGUUCAGAGUUAUUUCUUUUUUUUGCAAGUUUUUCGUGUUCAGGUAUCAAAUGAGGAACUAACGUGGUAAACUUCAUUAUGUACAGGACAUCACCAGCAAAUAUUUGAUGUAUCACUGCAUAUUUUUAUGCCCCCCUUUCGAAGAAGAGGGGGUAUAUUGCUUUGCACAUGUCGGUCGGUCUGUCGGUCCGUCAACCAGGUGGUUUCUGGAUGAUAACUCAAGAACGCUUUGGCCUAGGAUCAUGAAACUUCAUAGGUACAUUGAUCAUGACUCGCAGAUGACCCCUAUUGAUUUUGAGGUCACUAGGUCAAAGGUCAAGGUCACGGUGACCAGAAAUAUUAAAAUGGUUUCCAGAUGAUAACUCAAGAACCCUUAUGUCAAGCUUGGAUCAUGAAACUUGAUAGGUAGAUUGAUCAUGACUUGCAGAUGAACCCUAUUUAUUUUCAGGUCACUAGGUCAAAGGUCAAGGUCACGGUAACCGAAAUAGUAAAAUAGAUUCCGGAUGAUAACUCAAGAACGCUUAUGCCUAGGAUCCUGGAACUUCAUAGGUAGAUUGAUAAUGACAAGCAGAUGACCCCUAUUGAUUUCAGGUCACUAGAUCAAAGGUCAAGGUCACAAUGACCCGAAAUAGUAAAAUGGUUUCCGGAUGAUAACUCAAGAACACUUAUGGCUAGGAUCAUGAAACGUCAUAGGUACAUUGAUCAUGACUCGCAGAUGACCCCUAUUGAUUAUCAGGUCACUAGGUCAAAGGUCAAGGUCACAGUGACAAAAAAACAUAUUCACACAAUGGCUGUCACUACAACGGAGAGCCCAUAUGGGGGGCACGCACGUUUUACAAAAAGCCCUUGUUGACAUUUUUUUGACAAGUUAAAGACAUCAUCUAUAUUCCUAGCAUUUUCUUUAAGUGGCUUGUUCACAGAUAUGAGAACACCUGGAGGCAUGUCAUUCAGUGUAUAAACUCUUUUAAAUUUAAGCAUAGAAAAUCAAAUGUUCUCGUAAACCAAACAUCAAAUUACAAUUUGUUAUAAAGUUGCACUCAUUGUGGUUCAAAUAAGGACUUGAUGAUUAAAAAUCUUUAAUUGAAACAAACUGUUUUUCCAGCAUAUACCGGUACUAAAUGUUUGUAUUUUAUACUUCAUGAAUUCACACAAAAAAGUGGACAUGUCCCUUUAAAGUCAUGAAGACCUAAACCCAAAGUUUUCCGUCAUUGAUUGUACAAGAUUAUUAGGUUGUAUUGCAAUGAAACGCAUUUGUUAAAUUCUAUGUAUUAAACAUUUGUUUUAACAAGAAUCGCUGCCAAAUUACAAUUUUAUUUCUUAUCAUUAAAAUUAUUUUUAAGAAGCUAACUCGACAUAUUUCACAUGGUUAAGACAUUUAAAAAGGAGAUUUUUGCAUUGUUAUUCAUAUACAAUGUAUUCAAAUUAUAAAUAACUUAUAUUAUAUACAUAAUGUCAAUAUACUAUUUAUGUUAAGAUUUGCAUGCUAUUUCAGUAUUUAAAUUACUAAAUGAAUUAUAAUUAUUAUUAUUUUAAGAUAUUGUUUUUACAAGAAAUCAUGUGCUGGUGUAUCUUGGCAUUGUAAUUUCGAAACAAAGAAAACAUGAAACGCAG
Molecule: messenger RNA, 6705 nt
Organism: Dreissena polymorpha
Lineage: Eukaryota; Metazoa; Mollusca; Bivalvia; Myida; Dreissenidae
Product: serine/threonine-protein phosphatase 2A regulatory subunit B'' subunit beta-like
Exons: 14
Coding region: 573-2588 (671 amino acids)
Biological process (GO): protein dephosphorylation
Cellular component (GO): protein phosphatase type 2A complex
Molecular function (GO): protein phosphatase regulator activity; calcium ion binding
Source: RefSeq, a predicted model, not a curated record